CGGUUUCAAUAAAUUUUCCAGAAAGAAGUAAGAACAAAUCCUAAUAUUUUGUUAACAUUAAUAGUUAGAACCAGUGAUUUAAAUAAUGGCUCACGAUGAAAUUCUUUUGAGAUCGCAUCUCUCAAACUACAAGUACCGAGAUAUUACAUCACGAGAAGUGGUCAGUCUAAUACAAGUAUAUCGAAGUUUGACAUAUCGCUUAGAAGGCUUUGUGUUUAAUAAUGGGGUAAGAAAAGAAUUAUUGAAUCUUGAAGGCACAAUACCUGUGAACUACAAAGGAGCCUUUUACAAUAUCCCUGUAUGCAUUUGGUUAAUGGACACUCAUCCAAAAAAUGCGCCUUUAUGUUUUGUGAAACCAACAGCAGAUAUGUCGAUUAAAAUAUCGAAAUAUAUAGAUAGUAAUGGUAAAGUUUAUUUACCUUACUUACACGAAUGGAAUUCUAAUGGAUCAACAUUACUAAUGCUUGUGCAGUGUAUGAUUAGUGCGUUUGGUGAAAUACCACCAGUUUUUUCUAAACCAAGAAAUGAAUCUCGUCCACCGUAUCCAGUUAACUCAUUUAUGCCUCUACCGUCUGGAUUUCCCUACCCAACUGUUAGUCCACCUCAAUUUGGAAAUCCCUCAGCCACACCCUAUCCCACAACAUCGAAUUUACCAUACCCAAACUUUGGCACACCUUAUCCAGGUGCUGCUAAUACUAAUGGCGCACCUUUCUCUCCAGCAAAUACUACGCCAUACCCACCUACGACAGGUUAUCCUGCAGCAGAUGUAGCGGGGGGAACUAUCACAGAAGAACAUAUUAAAGCAUCUUUGCUCUCAGCUGUAGAAGAUAAAUUAAGGAGGAGGCUCAAAGAGCAAUCACAACAGUCACAGGCUGAGCUUCAGACUCUACGUCGUACCCAAGAAGAAUUACGAGAAGGCAAGUCCAGAUUAGAAGAUAUUAUGACAAGAUUACAGAGAGAGAGAGCUGAGCUGGAUAAAAAUGUAGCAAUAUUACAAGAAAAAGAGAAGGAACUACAGUCAGCUGUAGAACAUUUGGGGGAACAGGAAAGUGUAGAUGUUGAUGAAGCAGUUGUCACAACAGCACCGCUGUAUUCUCAACUGUUAAAUUCAUUUGCUGAAGAAGCUACACUUGAAGAUGCUAUUUACUAUAUGGGAGAAGCUUUACGCAAGGAAGUUAUUGAUUUGGAUACAUUCUUAAAACAAGUACGUACAUUGGCUCGACGACAGUUCACUUUAAGAGCCCUUAUGCAUAAAUGUAGACAAAAGGCACAACUUGCAUGUUAGUGAUAGUUUCAUUUAAAGUUUGACCCAUUAUAAAUGUUAUCUAUAGUGUAAAUGAUAAGCUUGCUUAUAUCUCAAAUAAAAAAGUUGUACAAUAUAUAUUGCAAGCUGUGUUACAUAUAAAUUGCAGUGUGUUAUUGAAGCUAUACAACAUUUCUAAUUAAAUAUGAUAUUUUGCUUAUGAAAACAGGUUGUGUAAUUAUAAUUAUCAGCCAGUAGACUUUUUACACAUACACACUACAUACACUAAACAUUAUCAAUUUAAAUAUGUUCUAUAUGUUUAUAUUUUUGUAAUUAUUGACAUUCUUUUUAUCACAACUAAAUUAAAGUUCGAAUCUUUUGUAGCAAGCUAAAUUAAAUAAAAACCCAUUUCCUGUUACUACAUAUAAUUAAUAAAUUAAGGAGACUGAGUCAUAAAGUUGUGUAUAAUAAUAAAAUGGAAAGCCAUUUCAACAUAAUAUAUUAUAUUACAUAGACACAUGGUUGGAGAUUUUUUCAAAAUAUAAUCUUGAAUAAUUGUUAUUUACCCGUUCUAACUGUAGUAUGCUAGCUUUCAUAUAAUUAGGUGAUUAGUGUUUAUGGGUAUAAAAAAAUUCAUCAUAAAUAUAAAUAAAGUGUUUGUAAUUGAUAUUGUAACUCAUAAUGUUAAACGUAUUGGACAAUAAAGUAAAUUUGAAGAUCUAGAUAUAAUUUUUUACAUUAUUAUUAUGAUUAUCACUCAAUAUCUGAGUUAAAAUAUAGUUACUAUUAUUUCAUUGGUUUAAUUUUCGUACUAGCACAAGGUCAUUAAAAAAAAAUGAAUCAUGUAUGUUUCUUUAUUUAAUCAUAUAUACUAACUAAUACAUGAUAUAGUUGUGUUUUUUUUUUCAUUUAAAAUUAUAUUAAUAUAUUAUGUUAUAAUUAUAUUGUUCUAAUGGAAAUGUAAAACUAUAUUAUAGAUAGUAUAAGAUCAGUUUUCUGAUAUUGUAUAUGAUACUACUGUGUCAUGGAGUUCAUUUCUGAUGAACACAGAAAACUGAAGAAUUCACUAUAAUGAUGUUUCAUUAUAGUAAAAUGCAUUCUUUCUGGCAACUAGGAACAGUUUCCUUAUGGACAUUUUUUUAACUGACUUCAAGUUACAAUUAUAAAACUUCGAAGUAUAUAUCUAGUUUUCGCUACAUACUGUAAUGUACUUGAACUACUUAUGUUUAUUUUACUUUUAGUGUUAUUUGUUUAAGAAUAUCAUAAAUAGAUGAAUAGAUUUAUAUACAUUGUCCUCUGUGAUUGUAUAUUAUACUCAUUGUCACAAUAAACUGUAAGUCAUAA
This is a messenger RNA of Vanessa tameamea, 2587 nucleotides long. RefSeq names its product tumor susceptibility gene 101 protein (gene TSG101). The coding region runs from base 86 to 1285 and encodes 399 amino acids. Gene Ontology annotation, cellular component: ESCRT I complex. The record is from RefSeq and is a predicted model, not a curated record. Gene Ontology annotation, molecular function: ubiquitin binding. Gene Ontology annotation, biological process: endosome to lysosome transport; protein modification process; protein transport. The transcript has a single exon. Lineage: Eukaryota; Metazoa; Arthropoda; Insecta; Lepidoptera; Nymphalidae.